AUGCUGGAACAAUGUUCCUUCUGUAAAAAAGGGGAAUGUCUCAAACCUGUAAAAGUGGAAAAAAAGCCUGGAAAAGCAGCAGCUAAGAUCAGAAUUGAAGCAGAUGGAACCUAUUUCCAGAUCAAUCAGGAUGGAGGAGCACAAAAGCUGGAGAAGGCAAAAAUUACCCUGAACGACUGUUUAGCCUGCAGUGGCUGCAUCACAUCAGCUGAGAGUGUUUUGAUCACUCAGCAGAGCCACGAAGAGCUCAGCAAAGUGCUGGCUUUGAACAAGGCUGCCUCUCCCAGUGAACAGAAAUUGGUGGUGGUUUCUGUUUCACCACAAUCCAGAGCUUCACUGGCUGCAAGAUAUAAAAUGGGUGUCCUGGAAACAGCAAAGAAGUUGACCAUGUUCUUCAAGAGCUUAGGUGUGCACUACGUUUUGGACACAACUUUCUCAAGGAACUUCAGCCUGUUGGAGAGUCAGCGGGAGUUCGUAAAGCGCUUUCGAAUGCAAGCUGAGGACAAGAAGGCUUUGCCAAUGCUGGCUUCUGCCUGCCCAGGCUGGAUCUGCUACGCAGAGAAGACCCACGGCAGUUUCAUCAUCCCGUACAUCAGCACCACCAAGUCUCCCCAGCAGGUCAUGGGCUCCUUGGUCAAGGGCUAUUUUGCAGAGCAGCAGCACUUCUCACCUGACCAGAUUUACCAUGUCACAGUCAUGCCCUGUUAUGACAAGAAGCUGGAGGCUUCAAGGCCAGACUUUUUCAACCAGGAGUACCAGACCAGGGAGGUGGACUGUGUGAUCACCACAGGAGAAGUGCUAAAGCUGUUGGAACAAGAAGGAGUAUCCCUGUCAGAUGUAGAUCCUGCUCCUUUGGAUUCCAUGUUUAGCAGUGCUGCAGGAGAGCAGCUCACCAGCCACUCAGGAGGUGGGUCUGGGGGCUAUCUGGAACACAUCUACAAGCAUGCAGCCAAGGAGCUCUUUGGAAUUCAUGUGGAUACAAUUCAGUACAAACCUUUAAAAAACAAGGACUUCCAGGAGGUGACACUGGAGAGGGAUGGAGUGGUCCUGCUCCAGUUUGCUUUGGCUUACGGGUUCCGGAACAUCCAGAACCUGGUGCAGAAGCUGAAGCGAGGGAAGUGCCCCUAUCACUACGUGGAGGUCAUGGCCUGCCCCUCAGGCUGCCUAAAUGGAGGAGGGCAGAUCAAAGCAGAGGGUGAAGCCAGCAAGGACCAGCUGCAACAGGUGGAGAGGCUGUAUGAGUCUGUGCAGCCUGCAGCUCCAGAGGACAGCCAGGCUGUCAGGGAGCUGUACCAGCAGUGGCUGGGGGGCCCAGAGGGGGCUGCAGGGGCUCUGCACACCCAGUACCACGCUGUGGAGAAGACAAGCACUGGGUUUAACAUCAAGUGGUGA
Messenger RNA from Chaetura pelagica (chimney swift), 1392 nucleotides. RefSeq names its product nuclear prelamin A recognition factor-like (gene CIAO3). NCBI's taxonomy places the organism in Eukaryota, Metazoa, Chordata, Aves, Apodiformes, Apodidae. The transcript is spliced from 11 exons. The coding region runs from base 1 to 1392 and encodes 463 amino acids. Gene Ontology annotation, molecular function: 4 iron, 4 sulfur cluster binding. Gene Ontology annotation, biological process: iron-sulfur cluster assembly. The record is from RefSeq and is a predicted model, not a curated record. Gene Ontology annotation, cellular component: cytosolic [4Fe-4S] assembly targeting complex.